UGUGGCACUCGGCGGCUCUGCUCCUCUCAGGAUUCUCCGCGUUGAUACACGUGUGCUCAGGGGGUCCUCACCAGAGGAGCCUGCUCAAGACCCUCCUGAAGGACUACGACCGCAUGGAGCGACCCGUGGGUAAUGACUCGCACCCCCUGACCGUCACCUUCUCGCUCAGUUUGAUACAGCUCAUGGAUGUGGACGAGAAGAACCAGGUGCUCACCUCAAACAUGUGGCUGCGGAUGGUAAGGACCCCUGAGAGAGCUGGUUCGACCACUAUCUCCAGUGGAACCAGAGCGAACAUCCCGGAGUUAAAAACCUCCGCUUCAGAGCAGAUCAGAUAUGGACGCCAGAUAUUCUGCUGUACAACAGAUGACGACUUUGACUCCACCUUUAAGACCAACGUGCUGGUCAACUCCAGUGGCUACGCGGAGUAUUUACCUCCAGGCAUCUUCAUGAGCACCUGCAACGUUGACGUCCGCUGGUUCCCCUUCGACAUCCAGAAAUGCGUGCUCAAGUUCGGCUCGUGGACGUACGACGGCUGGCUGCUCGACCUCCAGAUGAACGACGCGGACGUGUCGGGCUACAUGCCCAACGGGGAGUGGGACCUCAUUGGAGUGCCCGGCACCCGGAAUGAGGUUUUCUACGACUGUUGUAAGGAGCCUUACCCGGAUGUGACCUUCAUUGUAACCAUACGACGGAGAACGCUCUACUACGCCCUCAACCUCCUCAUCCCCUGUAUGCUCCUCUCUUCUAUGACCUUACUCAUCUUUGUGCUACCUGCCGACUCUGGAGAGAAGAUCUCACUGGGGAUCACCGUCUUGCUCUCGCUGACUGUGUUUAUGCUGCUGGUGGCUGAGAUCAUGCCGGCUACGUCUGACUCUGUCCCGCUAAUAGGUCAGUACUUUGCCAGUAUAAUGAUCAUCGUUGGCAUGUCAGUCAUCGCCACAGUGGUGGUCCUGCAGUACCAUCACCACGACCCCAAUGGAGGAAACAUGCCCAAAUGGGUGAAGCUGGUGCUGCUUCAGUGGGUGGCGUGGUUCCUGCGGAUGAAGCGCCCCGGCGAGACAGAGAAACCUGAGAGGCCUCCCUGCGCCCCCCACCUACGCCGCUGUUCCUCGGGCUCCCAUAGCGGUAGCAUCCCGAACCACGGCGACCCCGCCCUGCACCAGCUGCACCCUCAGAACCUCGCCCCCCUCCACGCGGGGCACCCGCACCUCCAAUCCAGCGCCAACAACGGAAACCUUCUUUACAUGGGCUUCCAGCCGAUGGAGGAACCCUCGGUGCUCGUGGACGCCCCCCAGAGGAGUAACAACAUCCCCACAGGACCCCGGAGUCCGCCUCCGCACCUGCCGCCCCACCUAUGCAGCUCCCCUAGUCCCAACAUGGAUGCCGUAGGAUGCCCCAGCACUGUCUCCAGCGGUGGGGGGUUUGGAGGCGGGGUGGGCGGCGUGUGCCAAGUCCCAGGUCACGGGGACCCACUGCUUCAGGCCAUCCUGGAGGAGGUGCGCUACUUGGCGGACCGCUUCAGGGAGCAGGACGAGGCGGAGUGCGUGGCCGACCAGUGGAAGUUUGCGGGCGCCGUCAUCGACCGCCUGUGCUUGGUGGCGUUCAGCGUCUUCAACAUCAUAUGCACCAUCUCCAUCCUCAUGUCGGCGCCCAACUUUGUGGAUGCGGUUUCCAAGGACUUUAUCUGAACCCUCAAGAGUAUGAAGCGGGCUCGGAUCCAGGCAGACACAUUCUCCUGUGGAUUGAAGACUGCAAGAAAAUGUGGAUUUAGUGAGCAAAUUUUUAUCUGAUGUGCGGUGAAAUGUCAAUCCAAACUCGAAGGCAGGGACAACCUCUCACCUGGGAGCUUGAUGGGGGAAAAAUCCAGGAUGGAAAGCCUCCAGUGUAGUGAAGAUGGGAGGAGAACAAGACAAGGACAUGCAGAUGAGGGAAGAUAAAGAAGAAGGUGCUCAUCUAUUAUUCAAUAACGCGUCUAAUGGUCGUCAAAUUGAAAAGUCCUCCCAACGUCUUUAAUGUGAGACUAAUCGUUGUUGAAAAGAUGACUUGGGCCAUUUUGCAUUUCCAAAGGUCUUAUUAUCUCUUAGCACACAUCCAAAAUGAAUUGAAGCUGCAAAAUGUAGUGCGAGGCAGAUCUCGGAUCAGCGGUAAAGCUACACAAUCAAUAGGGAAGAGCAACAUCUUAUUCAAUGCCGGCAAAAGUGUGUCAUUCAAACGGUAGAAUCCCACAAAGGAAGCAGGCUCUCUCUCUCCCUCCCUUUCGCUCGCUCGUCAAUGAACACGAGCAACAAAAUCAAUAGUAUAAAGAUUUUCUGCUCGUGGCACAAUGCCCCUUUGCUAAUUUGUGCCUAAUGGAGAUCUUCAGAGACGGAGAGAGGGUGGAUCAAAAUAAUCACAAUAACCUAAUGAGCUCUGUGGAAGCCCGUUUCCUACACUGAAAGGACAAAAAAUAUCGCAAUGGUAAGUUAUAAUUGUGAGACAAAAGUCGCAAUUAUGAGAUAGUCAUAACUGUGUGAUAGGAAAGUCACAAUUAUGAGAUAAAAAAGGCAAAAUUAUGAUACGAACUGCGCAUGUGCCACGUGCAUGUGACAAAGGUGCCAGUGAAGGCGGCACAUGUGCAGAUUGUAUCUCAUAAUUUUCACUUUAUAUCAUAAUUUCAACUUUUUAAAUCAUACUUUCGACGUUUUAUCUCGUAAUUUCGACUUUUUUAAAAUCUCAGAAUCAUGACUUUUUACCUCAUAAUUUCGACUUGUUAAUUCAUAAUUAUGACUUUGUUUCAUAAUUAUGAUUUACCAUUGGGAAAUUUUUUUUUCAGUGGCGGAAACUAGUGAUGUGCGAUACCACUGAUUUCAUUUCCGAUCCCAUACCGAGUAGAAUUCAGGCGGGGGAUCGAUCCGAUACAAAUACUUUGCAAAUUCACCUGUUGUCAAUUUUUAGAAGUUGUGUAUUCCAUAUCAUUGCAUAAAAAAUACAACACAUUUAAUGAAUACACGUGUCCUGUAUGGUCCUGAACCAAGUGUCCUGUAAUUAUUAUUUCAAACCAUAAUCUUUGGUUUAGCUCUUGUAUUGGAUCAGUAUUUUGGCCAGUGAGCGUAUAUUUAUUAACUUCCUAUCACCACAGGGGCAAGGCCCUGCAGUUCCCGUGUGUCUUUAAUGUCUCUCCACCGCAUUUCACCUGUUUCCCACAUCAUUCCUCGUCCUGAAAUUAAAGGUAUUCUCUCUUUUUGUACCGUCAUGGCCUGCUGCACAAAAAAGAAGGGGGAGGGACGAUGGGCAGGGAAAGCGCUGACACGGCCUAAACUGAUGGUCGUUCAGGAAGGGGGAGACGUGGCGGAGGAAGAAUGGGAUGAGUGAAAGAGGUCAGUGUCGGAAAAAGGGAUGGGUAAUGUUUGCGAUUUAUGAUGGGAGGGGCCGGGACAGGAGGUUCUGGGGAGGAGGAAUCAUAGGAAAGGUCGGGGCACUCCAUCAUUACAAUAUACACACACUGAGGAAUAAACAGAAAAUGACUAUUUCACACGGCGACAAACGUGUGUGUCACUAUGUCAGUGUGUCAUGAGUUGUAUUUAUAGCUUGGACGGGGGGGCCUUUCCCUUCUGGCAAAAAAGAAGUGCAGCGUCAGCAAAGUGAGGACAGGCAGAGUUACGGUGUUCACUCAUAUGGAAUAAAAGGAGAGUGUGUGUGUGAGAGAGAGAGACGAAGAUGUGCUGUCUUUCAAGCCUUUGUA
Messenger RNA from Dunckerocampus dactyliophorus (ringed pipefish), 3721 nucleotides. It is a transcript of the gene chrna11, whose product is annotated as cholinergic receptor, nicotinic, alpha 11. NCBI's taxonomy places the organism in Eukaryota, Metazoa, Chordata, Actinopteri, Syngnathiformes, Syngnathidae. The transcript is spliced from 10 exons. Gene Ontology annotation, molecular function: transmembrane signaling receptor activity; acetylcholine-gated monoatomic cation-selective channel activity. Gene Ontology annotation, cellular component: neuron projection; synapse; postsynaptic membrane. The record is from RefSeq and is a predicted model, not a curated record. Gene Ontology annotation, biological process: nervous system process; monoatomic ion transmembrane transport; regulation of membrane potential. Bases 114 to 1688 code for a protein of 524 amino acids.